This is a messenger RNA of Suhomyces tanzawaensis NRRL Y-17324, 924 nucleotides long. RefSeq names its product ubiquitin-protein ligase. The transcript has 2 exons. Bases 1 to 924 code for a protein of 307 amino acids. Gene Ontology annotation, molecular function: metal ion binding. Lineage: Eukaryota; Fungi; Ascomycota; Pichiomycetes; Serinales; Debaryomycetaceae. The record is from RefSeq and is a predicted model, not a curated record.
AUGGCCGACGAGGACCUGAAACUUUGGCAUGGCAUAGACCAUACGCUAACCAGCAACCUUCUAGGCAAGAUCACCUCAAUCAUCGAGUGCUCGAUCUGCUCUGAGACGAUGCAUGUCCCGUUCACCACGGAGUGUGGCCACUCGUUCUGCUACGAGUGCAUCACCUCGUGGUUCCUGAACAAGCUCAACUGUCCCAGUUGUCGUCACGAGAUCGAGCACCGUCCCGUGAUGAACAUCCAGUUGAAAGACAUCGCCAAAAACAUCACCGACUUGAUAAUAGAAACGAGGUCCGACCAGCUGGAGCGCGACCGCAUCGCAAAGCACCGCAAUGAGUGCAUCUCAGGCUAUGAGUACGAUGUCAAACACAACCGUGCGUUUGGUGAGAUCUUCAAGUCCGCGUUGACGUUUGUGGAUACUUCUGAUGGCGUGCCUCGGUGUGGCAACUGCCACUGGGAGGCCAAUGGAGACGUGUGUUUGCAUUGUGGCACCAGGUUUCGGGUGCCGCAGGAAGACGAGUACGACUCAGCGGACGACGACGACUACCCCCACGAGUUUGGAGGCGACCACCCUCGCAACUCCGAAGACGAGUAUGACUCAGCUGACAGUUUUGUCGACAACAGAGGCUUUGCCGAGAUCAACCGCGACCGAGCGAGGGACUCGGACGAGGACAUAUUGUCCAGCGACAACCUCUCAGCUGACGACUGGAACGGAUUUGGCCACGAAGGAACCGAAGGCAGCCCCAUAGAGCUCGGAGGCUACGACGACGACGGAAACGAAGACUACUACGACUCAGACGACUUGCGCGAAGCGCUUGACGAAUUCCACGACAGCCACAUACAAGAGUCCGACGACGUGCCCAUAAGCACCAGGGUCAGAGGAACCAGGCGACCUUUCGUGAUCACCUUGAGUGAUGAGGACGAAUAG